CCAAAGUGUUUUGCUUGACGAUCUUUACCAAUAUUAAAGCAUGGCCACCACUAAAGAUGAGGAAAAAAAGUUUCUACUGGUGUUUGGUAGUGAAACAGGCCAAGCCAAAGCCAUUGCAGAGAUCAUCAGAGACAAGGCCCUAGAGAGAGGCCUGCUACCUGACACACUCUGCUUCAGUCAAUAUAACAAGGGGUUCAAGCUGCCUACUGAGCGUGCGCUGGUGGUGGUUGUGAGUACUACGGGAGAUGGGGAUCCCCCCGAGACUGUGAGGAAGGCGUGGCGUCGUCUCAAGGGGAAGUCCCUCUCGUCCGAUCAUCUCAAGCACCUCCACUUUGCUCUACUAGGUUUAGGGGAUACUAACUAUGAUAACUUUUGUAACAUGGGCAAAAUGCUGAGUCAGCGAUUAUUGGAGCUCGGAGCGACUGCAUUUCAUCCUCCCGGAUUUGCCGACGAUGCAGUAGGACUAGAGGAUGUGGUAGAGCCAUGGAUAGAGGGAUUGUGGAGUCCACUCGUGCGCCUACUAUCAGGAGAGGAGGACAGUAACCAUGACAGCAACGCUAUCUCCAUGACAACUGAGCCAAGUGAAGAAGCUGUGGAUACAAUAGUUGAAAAGGAAACUACUUUGUUAACAUCAUCCCCCACUCGUAGUAGCCAUGGCAACACUCAGACAACUGAUGUACUAGUGAAGGAUGUCAUUGCGUCAUUAUCAGAUGACCUUCAGAGGUGUACUUUGAACCCUGUGACCCCACUCUCCCUCCCCACACCACCCCCCUCAUAUCUCACAGUGACUCUAGGGGAGACAACAGACAACACGUUCCCGUUCAAUAAGAUACCUUAUCGAUUAGGCUCUCGGGUAUCCAUGGCAACUAUUACAAGCUCAAAACAACUGACAAACGAAGGAGCUGUCAAAAAAACGCUAGAAAUGUCUUUUAGAAUAAUAGCAGAUGACAUGCACUACGAGCCUGGUGAUGCUGUGGGGUUUGUGUGCCCCUCCCCCUUUUCUGAGGUCCAGUGGUUGCUACGGAGACUUGAUCUAACCUCACACGCACAACAGCAGAUCAUGAUAUCCAUCCGUGAGAAUACAACCAAGAAAAAGGCCACGCCCCCUUCCCACGUCCCCACCCCCUGCACAGUGGAGCAGCUAUUCAGCCACUGUCUUAACAUCAGAGCAGUCCCUAAGAAAGCUUUUCUGUGUCUACUAGCAAAGCACUGUCGAGAUGGAGGUGAGCAACGACGACUAGAGGAGCUCGCCAGCCGACAGUGUGGGGCACAAUACACACGAUUGUUCACAGAGCUGCGUACUGAUCUCCUGGAUCUACUCAACUCCUUUCCUUCUUGUCGACCUCCACUGGACAUAUUGAUUGAGAAUUUGCCGCGAUUGCAACCACGCUACUACUCAGUCACCAGCUCUCCCCUGACAGACCCGCACAGUUUGACAGUAGCUUUCAAUGUGGAGCACCUCCCUCCGCGCUCAUGGGGCGUGGCCAAUAGGUGUGGUCUCGCUACAGGGUGGCUGGAGCUGGCAGCCAAUCAGAUUACAGUAUCCCCUGUACAGAUUCCAGUAUUUCCAAGAUCUCAGAAUCCAUUCCGACUGCCCCGCAACCCUAUGACCCCCAUCAUCAUGAUAGGACCCGGCACGGGGGUAGCUCCCUUCAUUGGCUUCCUACGGCAUAUGGCACAACAGAGAGUGGGUGGGGCCACUCAGAGGAGGGCGUGGCUAUUCUUCGGCUGUAGACACCCUCACCUUGACUACUUAUACCAGAAAGAGCUUGUCCAGUUUCAAUCUAGUGGAGUGCUUACUAAACUAACGGUGACCUUCUCGAGGCCGGUUGGUGAAGUAGGUGUGGCUAGUGAAGUGGGCGGGACUGGUUACGUACAGGACAGAGUUCGUGUUGAGUGGCGUGAGGUGGGGGAGUGGAUCGUGGAACACCAAGCCACUGUCUACAUGUGUGGUGAUGCAGUGACUAUGCUGAGGGACACACAACUCGCUCUGCAGGAGGUCAUUGCACGCUAUCUGGCAUCAGGUUCAUCCGUUUCUGCUGAGUCGGCAGACAAGGUGGUUGCUAGGAUACGAGAGGAGGGGCGGCUGCUAGUGGACCUGUGGACUUGAACACAGUGCGUCAUGUUUUUAUCAUCCAAACUGUUUAAUUAAUUAUCUUUACUUUCUUAAUUAUUUAUUGUGGCCCGUCAGUUUGUGCACUGGCUUUACUGUUGAUGUUUGCUACAUUAUUUAUUGCAUGCAUUUGGUUGGUUGGUUUCUGCAAUUGCGAUACUAAUACUGUAACUGUAAAACUAGAGCUAAUCAUUUCAUUAACCUAUUAUAUAUUUAAAGCCAAUCUUUGUGGAGACAUUACUUCAUUGCUGGCUACAGUGUUGAAGCUUGUGCUUAUAGAGUAUUAGUGUCUGUGUGUAUGUGUGUAGCCUGUGAGGGUAGCACCUUGUGUGUGUAUGUGUGUAGCCUGUGAGAGUAGCACCUUGUGUGUGUGUGUGUGUGUGUGUGUGUGUGUGUGUGUGUGUGUGUGUGUGUAUGUGUGUGUGUGUGUAGCCUGUGAGGGUAGCACCUUGUGUGUGCAUGUGUGUAGCCUGUGAGAGUAGCACCUUGUGGUGUGUGUGUGUGUGUGUGUAGCCUGUGAGGGUAGCACCUUGUGUGUGUGUGUGUGUGUGUGUAGCCUGUGAGGGUAGCACCUUGUGUGUGCAUGUGUGUAGCCUGUGAGGGUAGCACCUUGUGUGUGUGUGUGUGUGUGUGUAGCCUGUGAGGGUAGCACCUUGUGUGUGUGUGUGUAGCCUGUGAGGGUAGCACCUUGCGUGUGCAUGUGUGUAGACUGUGAGGGUAGCACCUUGUGUGCAUGUGUGUAGCCUGUGAGGGUAGCACCUUGUGUGUGUAGCCUGUGAGGGUAGCACCUUGCGUGUGGUGGCAUACCCCUAAAUCACUGUAGUGAGCAUUGAAAGGCUAACUUCCAUCCAUUUACAGAAAUGUAGUGUGUACUGUGUCCAGUUCCUUCCACUAUUAUAGAAUCUCUUGAAGCUGGCUAGUCAACAUGUGGGUCUUUAAUCCUAGCUCUUAAUGCAUGGGACAAGUGUGUUUCUUUCAUUUGUCAGUAUCUCAGACUCUAGCCAUGAAGUUGUUGGUAGCUCUAGUCCUCCUGGUAGUUGCAUGCAGCCUAACAACGGCCUACCAAGUCGACCGUAGUUCACUCAAGCAUCUACUCGAGAGGCUGCUUACUAAACAGCUGCUCACUAAACAGCUGCUACGUGCGAGAAAUGAGCAAGAAGACACUGGCUUCACACCCAUCACUACCUUCCCUCCCUUUACCUUCCCUCCAUUUGAUCAUGGUACGACGUUUAACCCCCCUACACCCGCUAGUACGACGUUUAACCCCCCUACCACUGAUAGUACGACUUUUAACCCCCCUACCACUGAUAGUACGACUUUUAACCCCCCUACCACUGCUACCUCGACUACCAGUCCACCUCCAACCAGUCCACCUCCAAAACGAAAGACGUGCUUCAAGCAUCUCAUCAUAAAGUUCCUGUUAAAGAAGAUUAUGAAGAAAACUAUUAAGCCACGGCGAUGCUUCCUCUGUCGUAUUCUGAAACGCUUCCCCCGCCCCCACAGGUUCUCCCGUGUCCCCAAAUGGUGAUGGAUCGAUGGUUGGGGCACAAGAACAUUGAACGUAGUAUAUCCGUAGUGGCUAUAAUGACAUAGACUAGUGUAUUGUGUGUUCAUAGUGACUAUAAUGGCAUAGACUAGUGUAUUGUGUGUUCAUGAUGACUAGACAUAGACUAGUGUAUUGUGUAUUCAUGAUGACUAGACAUAGACUAGUAUUGUGUGUUCAUGAUGUUUUGUAGCUCGA
Messenger RNA from Halichondria panicea, 3854 nucleotides. RefSeq names its product methionine synthase reductase-like. Lineage: Eukaryota; Metazoa; Porifera; Demospongiae; Suberitida; Halichondriidae. The record is from RefSeq and is a predicted model, not a curated record. The transcript is spliced from 13 exons. Gene Ontology annotation, molecular function: [methionine synthase] reductase (NADPH) activity; FMN binding; flavin adenine dinucleotide binding. Bases 41 to 2110 code for a protein of 689 amino acids. Gene Ontology annotation, cellular component: cytosol. Gene Ontology annotation, biological process: homocysteine metabolic process.